Molecule: messenger RNA, 2336 nt
Organism: Seriola dumerili (greater amberjack)
Lineage: Eukaryota; Metazoa; Chordata; Actinopteri; Carangiformes; Carangidae
Gene: desmb
Product: desmin
Exons: 9
Coding region: 45-1451 (468 amino acids)
Biological process (GO): skeletal muscle organ development
Cellular component (GO): intermediate filament; Z disc; cell-cell junction
Source: RefSeq, a predicted model, not a curated record
UCUUCUCUGCUGCAGCCCUCACCAGGAUCUCUGUGUCCUCCAACAUGGCCGCCUACAGCUCCUCCUCCUCCUACCGCCGCACCUUCGGCCACGGUACCUACGCCUCGCCUACCCUCAACCGCUCGCUGCUGGGCCACAGCGCCGGCGGCAGCAGCGGGGGCCAUGUCAGCUCCAGGGUCUAUGAGGUGACCCGCAAGUCGACCCCGGCUUACCGGGUCUCCUCCAGCUACUACGGGGGCCCGAUAACGUCGUCGAGGGCCUCCGUCGCACGCACCUACGCCGGCAUGGGCGAGACCCUGGACUUCAGCCUGGCCGACGCCCUCAACCAGGAGUUCCUGACCACGCGGACCAACGAGAAGGUCGAGCUGCAGCACCUGAACGACCGCUUCGCCAGCUACAUCGAGAAGGUGCGCUUCCUGGAGCAGCAGAACCAGGCGCUGACGGUGGAGGUGGAGCGCCUGCGCGGACGCGAGCCGACGCGCAUCGCCGACCUGUACGAGGAGGAGAUGAGCGAGCUGAGGAGGCAGGUGGAGAUCCUGACCAAUCAGAGGUCGCGCAUUGAUCUGGAGCGGGACAACCUCGCAGACGACCUGGACAAGCUCAAAAUCAGACUCCAGGACGAGAUUCUCCAGAAAGAGGAAGCAGAGAACAACCUGGCUGCUUUCAGGGCGGACGUGGACGCUGCCACUCUGGCUCGUCUGGACCUGGAGAGACGCAUCGAGACGCUGCAGGAGGAGAUCGCCUUCCUGAAGAAGAUCCACGAACAGGAGAUCCGUGAGCUGCAGACCCAGAUGCAGGAGAGUCAGGUCCAGAUCCAGAUGGACAUGUCCAAGCCAGACCUGACGGCGGCGCUGAGGGACAUCAGAGCCCAGUACGAAGGCAUCGCCGCCAAGAACAUCUCCGAGGCCGAGGACUGGUACAAAUCCAAGGUGUCCGACCUGAACCAGGCGGUGAGCAAGAACAACGAGGCACUGAAGCAGGCCCGGCAGGAGACCAUGGAGUUCAGACACCAGAUCCAGUCCUACACCUGCGAGAUCGACUCACUCAAAGGCACCAACGAGUCCCUGAUGAGGCAGAUGAGGGACAUGGAGGAGCGUCACGGACGCGAGGCCGGCAGCUUCCAGGACAACAUCGCCCGGCUGGAGGCGGAGAUCGCCAACAUGAAGGACGAGAUGGCGCGCCACCUCCGCGAAUACCAGGACCUGCUCAACGUCAAGAUGGCGCUGGAUGUGGAGAUCGCCACCUACAGGAAGCUGCUGGAAGGAGAGGAGAGCAGGAUUGCCUUGCCUGUGCAGACCUACUCCACCAUGAGCUUCCGAGAGACCAGCCCUGAACACCAGCAGCGAACCUCUGAGAUGCAUUCAAAGAAAACCGUUCUCAUCAAGACCAUCGAGACCCGCGACGGAGAGGUCGUCAGCGAGUCGACGCAGCACCAGCACGACAUCAUGUAAUCACCUGCAGAAGAAGAGAGGAGAACCAUCCCAAACAAAACCAGACAAACAACAACAACAAAAAAAAAGAUGCACAAAUAAAACUCAGCAAAAAGACUUUACAAACUCAUCUUUACUGUUCUUGUUUGAAAGUUACUGCAAUAUGUGAAUGUAAAGCAGCAGGUGACUUUAUCAGGGUUUAUUUAUCUGUGCUUACAAACAUGUUACUGCACUUCAAAAAAAUCUCCAUGUUAUCACAUCUGUUCUGUAAUUAAAUGAUGGAUUUUUCUACAGAUUCUUCUCAGUAGAAAUCAGAUUAUUUCAGUGUCUCUACCUUAAAAUAAGAGAGUAUAAAGUUGGUGAAGAAAAGGACUUGAUUACAGACGUGAUGCGAUGGAGAUUUUUGCAGUGCAUCGCCAAAAUAUUCAAUUUGUGCAUCUGAAAGAGGUAAAAGCAUUUCUAAAUAACACAUUCUGACGCUGCCUUUCACUUCAUACUCUGCAAUUUCAGUUAAAUGUCACAGGAAAUCUGCAGCUGAGCAAAUCCUCUGCUUUAAAUUCUCAGUUUAUGACCAUUUUAUUUAAAUCACUUAAGUGUCAGAAAUGCAGUAAACACAUUCUUCUCUUGGCACAUCUCGUGCUUUUCCUCAAGGUCAGGGUGACUGUUGUCCAAUCAGGAGCUGCUGGAGAACGAGGUGGACUGUAUGUGCCUGUGUUUGUCCUCAUCAACAGGGGGAUGUGGAGAAAAAGGAGAAGAUGGAGGAGGAAGAUUAAAAGGCGUCUGGAGAUGAAGCGAGAGAUAAAGGGAGAGGUUGUGCGAGGUAGAAAGGAAGCACAGAGAGAGGGAGAGGGGGGGGUGUGACUUUCAGAUAAUAUUCGCUAAUAAAAGUGAAGUGGAUUAAUGUUA